UGUCAUUACUGUCACUCAAAAACGAAUGUGGAUUUGUUUAGAAAAUCUGGAAAAUAAAACUGAAUUAUCUUCUGGAAAUAUCACUUUAUGUUGUGUUUUUUGUUUAUAAUUAAUUUGUGUGAUGUGAAAUUUGUUCGCUGGAUACAACAGCUUCUUAAAUUUUUAACAUAAAAAUAGAUAAAAUGGAUACAAAUUUACCGCAAAGUUUUUCUCUAAUUUGUGGGGAUUUGUGCAAUCAACUUUAUGUAAAAGAAUAUAAUAAAAGCAAAGUUAAUUCUCUCAUUGAUGAACUCAAUGCUCAACCGUACAAGGGAGAGCUAUUUGUCAGGAAACAAGAUGCAGCGACGUUAGUUACUGCUUUAUGUGUAAAUAUCAAGCCUGAAGAUGAAUUUCUAGCAGCAAAGACUUCACAUUUGAUAAAUAGCAUUCUAUCAAAGCAGAAUUUACAAUUUGAUGUAAAUUACUUAGAGAAAGUGGUGACAUGGUACAUUAGUUGUAUGAGGAAAUGUUCAGACAUUGUUUUGCCUGACAUUCUACACAAUCUUCAAUGCAUUUUGCAACUAAGCCCACAGUUGGGUCACAAGUUUUCAAAUACUCUAAUUGGACCAGAAGGUAUUCUACUAAACCUAAUAGACAUUGAAAAGAAUCAAACACUGAGUACACAAAGCCCGCUACAGAACUGUCUUAUUGCUUUAAAGUGCAUAACUUGCUGCAUAUCUGCAGAGGAUACUAAAGCAAAUGAUGGAACUAACACUGUGCCUGUAGAGAUCAAGGAACAGAUCUCAACUAUAGUUGUUAAGUUGCUGAUGAAAGGUUCUAUUAAGUCUCAAGAUGAGUUCUUAUAUUGUAAGGUUAUUAUUGCAGCCCUAAGAGUAUUGACUCAACUAUACUUUAAUGACCAGAAAGUGCCUGUGUCAUUACCUGACGUUGUUGGUCUGUGCCGAUACUUUAUUCUUUAUGGUCUGGUGACACAGGGUCCCAAACCAGAGAGAAUCAUGCCAGCACAGCAAAGCAUAGCAACUGCACCUGUAAAAAUUCAACCUAAAGGUGGAAAGAAACAAAAAAUCAGGAAGCAAAGGAAUAACGCCAUUGAGAGUCUAAAGAAAGAGAUACCAGUAUCAGAUCACAGUCUCAUGAAGGAUGUUGAUAAGUUCGAAAAUAGCUCAGCAUACAAACCAGCAAGUAAGAACUACUUGGAGCCACAGAGAGCUAAGAACACUUGGGUGCUUACGAGCGAUUCUGACAUGUCUGAUGUCGAGAAUAGCAGAGAGGCUAAGCUUGUAGCAUUGAAGUCCAGAGUGAGGCAAAGUGCUUCCAAUUUAUUAUUAGUUUUAGUUAAGGUAACAGAAAGAAAAGACAUGUUUGGCUACUGGUGGGCGUUAUUGCCUGAUUCACCAAAUACCGACAACUGGUCCUCUGACGAUGGUGCUAAGAAGACCCUGGCGUAUUGCGCGGUCAUUGACCCCAUCGCUAAUAGCAGGGCCAGUGUGUUGAGUGUCAUACUGGCACUUCUCUCUGGUUCUAGAGUUUAUUUAUCCCAGGCAGAAAGCAGCAAAAGGGAAACCAAGUCGUUCAUACCAUUCUCGGUAUCUCUUGGCUACGUUAUCACAUGCAUGCACAAAGUGUUGGUAAGCAUACUGGACAGCGAAAGAAGCCACGCCGUUAUCAUAGUAGCCCUGAAAUGUUGCGCUGCUUUGGUGCAGUCGACUCCGUACCAUAAAAUGCAAGAAGGUCUGAUCAGUGAGCUAGUACGCGCGACAAGGAAGUUUUUAGUGCGUAAAGACAUCACAUUGCAAGUAGGAGCUCUCAUUACCAUGGGGUGCGUUCUAUCCAUCGACCCCAAAGUAGAUGAGUUACUCAAAGCAAUACAAAAAGACUCCAUCCCUGUCAAGGCGAAGCCUGAAGUAAACCAGAGUAUAGUCAACGAAGACUGCGAUGACUUUGAAGAAGGAUAUUCUGAUGAUGAAAUGUUUGCUGAAAACCAAUUGGAUAGUCUAAAUAACGAGUUUGAUGAAGCAAAAAGUUCCAGCUUCAAGUCUUGGAUUUUGGACAUUUGUUUCAAGAAUAUGGGCUGGGUUUUGAAAGGGAAAGAAAUGACGAAAUGUAAACCAGCAGCGAUACCAGUGAUCCUAGAGUCUCUCCAAGUGCUAUCUGCUAUAGCAUUCCACCACGCUGGUGACGUGCUGACCAGUCACUUAGCACCGCUGACGGACUUGCUGUGCGAGAUGCUGAGACACGAACACCAAGACGUGGUGGUUUAUACCGCGAAGAUGAUCAGCGUGAUGGGUGACGCUUUACAAAAAUUAGAACAAACCGACCAGCCACCUCCCCUGAACCAAUGUGUGAGCAUGUGGCAGGCGCUGCUUACGCCGUUAUCAUCCGUAAUUCAGAGCCACGAAACGUCGCCCGCUAAGGCCAUUGUUUGCGACUGCAUCGCCAACAUUGGAGAAAGGUCCUUCAAGGAACUGCCGAGGCGACUUCAAGUGCUAUGCUGCACCUUACUCGUUGGUUCGUAUGGCGACGAGGAGCCGAAUGUACGCGCGGCCGCUGUGCGAGCGCUAGCUAUGACGGUGAUGUACAGGACUCUUAGAGAAGAUAUUAAUUUUGUAAGUGACUGCGGGGAAUAUAUCAUCAGAGCACUGUCAGAGUCUUCUCUGGUCGUCCGGACUAAAGGAGCGUGGGCUUUGGGCAACCUUAGCGAUGCGCUCGUUCUAAACAUGGAGGACCCCGAAACAGAGCGUAUAGACGAGGAACUGUUGUGCCGACUGCUAGAGGUCAGCGUGAAGUGUGCAGCGGAUAACGAUAAGGUCAAAAUGAGCGCAACCCGAGGUCUAGGGAACUUUCUUCGCCUCGUCAGAGAUUACACAGUACAGUCUCAUCCACAAAUGAAGACGCUAAGCGAGUCGGCCAUAGACAAGCUACUGGACUGUGCGUGUAAAGUCUCCAAUAUGAAGGUGCGGUGGAACGCUUGCUAUGCUAUGGGAAAUGCGAUGAAAAACGAGUAUUUGUUUACGGGAUUCAGCGGGUGGCAGAGUAAGGUGUUCCCAAAACUAUGUGGUCUAAGUCAAGACUGCAAGAACCUAAAGGUUCGCAUAAACGCCGCGGUGGCGCUGCGAGCGCCCGCUUUGCGACCCCACUAUGGCGACCACUUUGCGGCGGUGUGGAGGGGGGUCAUGGCCGCCAUGGAAAACGCUGCCAAUGUAGACGACUUCACCGAAUAUAAACAUAAAGACAACCUCAUUGAACAGUUAUGCGUAACCCUAGCGCACUUAUGCUGCUUACUCACUCAGUCGGAUCUCAACGAUAUACUGGACCCCUUAGUAUUUCAUUACGACUGUGCCAAAUCUCUCUUCACCCAGUUAUGCCACAAGUUGCCUCCAGAAAACGCGUCCUGCCUCAAAAUACUGCAAGCGGCGAAGUAUGUGACAGUUGAUUUGACAGCGUCAAACGAUACGCAGUCUCAGUCGUUGGCUAUGUUACAGGAUAUAUUCAUUUGGGAUAUGUAAAUAGAAUUUUAUUGUCAUUAUACAGAUGACAGCACAUCAUGCUAAGGCACCCAGACUACAGAAUUUUAGUCGGCCGAUAGUUUGAUCGGCUUCCAAUUUGUAUGAAGAAUCGGCGGACACCAAAUCGGUGUAAUUUGCGCACUUCCAUACAUGUUCAUAAUGAUUAGAGUAGGUAGGCGCACACCGUUGAUUUUUAGUUGGCCGAUAGUUGUGCCCGAUUUUAAAUUGUAUGAAGAAUCGGCCAAAUCGAAUCGGCGUAGUGUGCGCACUCCCAUACAUGCCCAUACUGAUCAACUGCCCGACUAAACUAUCGGCCGACGAAAAAUCAACGGUGUGCGCCUACUCUAACAACCCGACCCUACUAUCGACUAAGGCCGAGUUGCACCACCUAACUUUGACCGUAACUAUGACGAUAACCGGUGUUUUUGUAUUGAGUUUGACAGAUUUUUGACGUUUGUCAAAGUUAAAGUAAGAUGGUGCAACCCAGCCUUAAACUCUAGUCUGCGUGGUCUCUAAAUACUGUAUCAUCGUACUUAUUUAGUUGUCACAGGUGCUAUUUUGCAAUAAAAGUAUAUUCUGAUGUACUGUCGACUGUAGGUACGUAGUUUUAAAAUGAAUGAAUCUAUGACUAUUUAUUUUUCAUGAAUAAUAUUUUAUAACUGCUUAGAUAAUGUAGAUGCACAAAUCGAUAAGAUUGUAUUUCUUCCAUUGAUCUCUUUGAAUGAUUGCUUAUUAUUACUCUUGAUAAUGAAUAAAGAAUUAUAACGUCACAACAGCAUAGUAGGUAAACAUGCCAUUAGACAAUACUCUGUACGCACGGUCAUUGUCGUGUAAAACAAUUGCACGCGCGUAGUUGUAGCGUUUUUGGCAUGAUACGAAUUUAUUUUGAGCGUUAUCUUAUCGAUUACGUUCAAUCGUGAACUCGGGCAAUGCCGAUGAAAAAUAAAAUCGAGUUUUACGCCGAUUUACCGGUAACGCCGAUUUACCGGCCAUAAGUGCCACUUGUGGUCUAAACUGAAUAAAUACUUUUGAUUUUGAUUUUGAAAUCGUUUGCAUAUUUUGAUGAAGUUAUGAAAUUUUGCUGCUAAUUGAAUUAAUUUAAACAGGUUUUAACGCGAUACGCGGAUAGGUAAUAUUGAAAUAUUACCUGUAUUUUCCUGACAUUUCGACCGGGUUGCAUCGGCAGUCGUCACAGACUGUCAAAACCUGUUUAAAUUAAUUCAAUUAUGCAAUGCGAAAGUUUAAAAUUAUUUUUUGCUGCCAUUUAGUAAAGACUUAUUUAAAAAUAUUUAGUUCCAAUGUUUCUGAAUCAAUAAAUUGUCGAAGCCACAGCACUUUUUCAUGGCAUAUUAAUGUAUCUCUUAAAUUAUCAUAAUAUUUUCAAAGUAUUCUCUCCUUAUAAAGGCGAAGGGAUAAAACAUUGACGCUUUCUUCUUCUUUAUUUAUUGUAUUAAUAUAAGAUAUCAAUUUUAUUUAUGUAAUUUUUACACAUUUUUAUGUUUUAAGUAGUUAUCAAUAAAA
Ostrinia nubilalis (European corn borer) is the source of this 5027-nucleotide messenger RNA. RefSeq names its product HEAT repeat-containing protein 6. The coding region runs from base 183 to 3506 and encodes 1107 amino acids. Lineage: Eukaryota; Metazoa; Arthropoda; Insecta; Lepidoptera; Crambidae. The record is from RefSeq and is a predicted model, not a curated record. The transcript has 16 exons.